ACCUCAUCUCUGCUUGGUGCUCUCAUGCACGGUCUUCUAAUGUCCCAACCCAACCCGUUAUGUAGCAGUUAUGAUAAUGUUAGACUAUGAAGUAAAACUAGCCGUUAGGAUUAAGAAAAUUGUGAACUUUGACCCAUUCUCCUUACCCAUUUCAUUUAUCUCUCUCUCUUCACAAUACCUUCAACCCCACCAGCUUUCUUCACUCACAUGCCCUUUUCAGAAUCAUAGUCCUUUACUUUUCAUUCUACACUUUCUUGUGUUAUUUAGAUCCUCCUCAUUGUUCUUCAUUGUACUACUAUCUGAGCUAAGCUUGAGAAGUGAGAGACUGUAGAAACACACACAUAAUAAACAUAGAGAGGGUAGUGUACAAGUGGAACCUGUUUGUUUCUUUUUGCUUAGCCGUUGUUUUUCCAAAGUUUCCACUUCCUACAACUUAAGAGAUUCAUGGGAAAUAAUGGAUGUCAUGUCAAAGAUUUCAACACAAAUCCACUUCAGCUUUUGUUCUCUUCAAAUGGUGAUGAAAGGAAGGAAUGGAGGAGUAAUCACAAAGGUGGUUUCAUUUGCUUAGCCUUUUUACUCUUUCUUUUGCAAGCUUUGGCUUCCACCAUUCAACCUGUUUCAGGCCACUUGUGGGAUGGAGUGGUUGUUACUCAAGCUGAUUACCAAUCUCUGAGGGCUAUUAAGCAUGAGCUGAUUGACUUCAAAGGGGUUCUGAGGAGUUGGAAUGAUAGUGGUUUAGGUGCUUGUUCAGGUGGGUGGGCAGGAAUCAAGUGUGUGAAUGGAGAGGUUAUAGCAAUUCAGCUUCCUUGGAGAGGGUUAGGUGGCCGCAUUUCUGAGAAAAUUGGCCAACUUCAAGCUCUUAGGAAGCUUAGUCUCCAUGACAAUGCUAUUGCUGGUCCUGUCCCUUGGUCACUUGGCUUUCUUCCUAACCUCAGAGGAGUUUAUCUCUUCAAUAACAGGCUUUCAGGUUCUAUUCCUCCUUCCCUUGGCAAUUGUCCAAUGCUUCAGUCCUUUGAUGUUAGCAAUAAUUUCCUCACUGGUAAAAUCCCUCCUAGUUUAGCUAACUCCACUAGGAUAUUUAGGAUCAAUUUGAGCUUCAACUCACUUUCUGGAUCCAUUCCUAGCAGUUUCACCAUGUCUUCUUCUCUAACCAUUCUUGCCCUUCAACACAACAAUCUCUCUGGUUCUAUUCCAGAUUCUUGGGGUGGAAUGGGAAAGAAAAAUUCUGCUCAACUUCAAGUUUUGACCCUUGAUCACAAUCUCAUUUCUGGAAAAAUUCCAGUUUCUCUAAGCAAGCUAGCUUUACUUGAAAACGUUUCUUUGAGUCAUAACCAGAUUGUUGGGCAUAUUCCAAGCGAACUAGGUGCACUUUCCAGGCUUCAAGUUCUUGAUCUAUCAAACAAUGCCAUCAAUGGUAGCUUUCCUGCUAGCUUCUCUAACCUCUCUUCUCUUAUUUCAUUGAAUCUGGAGAGCAAUCAACUUGAAAACCAUAUUCCAGAUUCUUUGGACAGGUUACACAACCUUUCUGUGAUUAACCUGAAGAACAAUAAGCUUGAUGGCCAAAUCCCAUCUACAAUUGGGAACAUCUCAAGCAUUAGCCAAAUUGAUUUCUCUGAAAAUAAAUUAGAUGGAGAAAUUCCAGAUUCCCUCACCAAACUUGCUAAUCUCAGUUCAUUCAAUGUCUCUUACAACAAUCUAUCUGGUCUUGUCCCAUCUAUACUUUCCAAAAAAUUCAGUGCUAGCUCUUUUGCAGGGAAUUUUGAGCUAUGUGGGUACAUCAGUUCAAAGCCAUGCCCUUCACCCCCACCACAUAAUCUUCCAGCUCAAUCACCACAGCCUCCUUCCAAGCCAAGUCACCAUAAAUUAAGCACCAAGGACAUAAUCCUCAUAGUAGCAGGUGUUCUCUUGCUAAUUUUGUUACUACUAUGCUGCUUUUUGCUAUGUUGUUUGAUCAGGAAAAGAGCUGCUUCAAGCCGAAAGAGUGGCAAGACUGCUAAGGCUGCAGCAUCUGCUAGGAGUGUUGAGAAAGGUGCCUCAGCUGGUGGUGAAGUUGCUGAAUCAGGAGGUGAAGCUGGUGGAAAGCUAGUUCACUUUGAUGGGCCCUUUGUGUUUACUGCUGAUGAUCUUUUGUGCGCAACUGCGGAGAUAAUGGGAAAAAGUGCAUAUGGAACUGCAUACAAGGCAACACUGGAGGAUGGGAACCAGGUUGCUGUGAAAAGGCUGAGGGAGAAGACUACUAAAGGGCAGAAGGAGUUUGAAACUGAGGUUGCUGCACUUGGCAAAAUCAGACACCCAAAUCUCUUAGCCCUUAGAGCCUACUAUUUAGGACCAAAAGGAGAGAAGCUUCUUGUCUUUGAUUACAUGACCAAAGGAAGCCUAGCAUCAUUCCUUCAUGCUCGUGGGCCUGAAAUUGUAAUUGAAUGGCCAACAAGGAUGAAAAUUGCAAUUGGAGUCACCCAUGGUCUGUGCUACCUCCAUAACCAAGAGAACAUUGUACAUGGAAAUCUUACAUCUAGCAAUAUACUAUUGGAUGAGCAAACAAAUGCCCAUAUAACAGAUUUUGGUCUUUCAAGGCUAAUGACAACUUCUGCCAACACCAACAUCAUUGCAACUGCAGGAAGCCUUGGCUACAAUGCACCAGAGCUUUCAAAGGCUAAGAAGCCUAACACAAAGACUGAUGUUUAUAGUCUUGGUGUCAUCAUGUUGGAGCUGCUAACUGGUAAACCACCUGGUGAGCCAACCAAUGGGAUGGACUUGCCUCAGUGGGUGGCAUCCAUAGUGAAGGAAGAGUGGACCAAUGAAGUGUUUGAUUUGGAACUCAUGAGAGAUGCACCAACCAUAGGGGAUGAGUUGCUUAAUACAUUGAAGUUAGCUUUGCAUUGUGUGGAUCCAUCUCCAGCUGCUAGGCCAGAAGUUCAGCAAGUUCUCCAGCAGUUGGAGGAGAUUAAACCAGACUUAGCUGCAGGGGAUGAUGAUGGAACUAAGGUCCAAACAACUGAAUAAAGGGUUUUUUUUUUAUAGUGUGUUAAGGAAGGAUAUUUUAAUUACUUGAGAAAGGAUAUAUAUAUUAUUCUUUAUUUAUUUGUUUAUUAAGUUUAUGUAUAUAGACGAGUGAGGAUUUGUUUACACUAAGUAUUCUUUUUAAC
Messenger RNA from Abrus precatorius (Indian licorice), 3146 nucleotides. RefSeq names its product probably inactive leucine-rich repeat receptor-like protein kinase IMK2. The transcript has 2 exons. The record is from RefSeq and is a predicted model, not a curated record. The coding region runs from base 445 to 3003 and encodes 852 amino acids. Gene Ontology annotation, biological process: protein phosphorylation. Gene Ontology annotation, molecular function: protein binding; ATP binding; protein kinase activity. NCBI's taxonomy places the organism in Eukaryota, Viridiplantae, Streptophyta, Magnoliopsida, Fabales, Fabaceae.